Messenger RNA from Fusarium coffeatum, 894 nucleotides. RefSeq lists its product as uncharacterized. The transcript is spliced from 3 exons. The coding region runs from base 1 to 894 and encodes 297 amino acids. Gene Ontology annotation, molecular function: catalytic activity. Lineage: Eukaryota; Fungi; Ascomycota; Sordariomycetes; Hypocreales; Nectriaceae. The record is from RefSeq and is a predicted model, not a curated record.
AUGGCUGCCAAAACUACUAUCCGCGUUCCCCACCUUGGAGGCAUCGAUGCUGGCUAUCGUGUCUCAGGCACAGGAAUCGACGCCUCAAAGCCCACCCUCGUCCUCGUCAACUCCAUGUGCACCACCUCAUCCCUCUUCAACCCUCAGUUCGACACAAAAGAACUCACAGAUGCCGUCAACCUUCUCGCCAUCGAGCCUCUCGGCCACGGCGCCACAAGCGUCAAGUCAGAGCAUUUUACUUACUGGGAUUCCGCUAUCAUGAACCUUCAGGUCAUGGAGGCUCUUGGCGUUGACAAGGCUUUUGCUCUGGGUACCAGUGCUGGUGGCUGGAUCGUUGUUCGCAUGGCUCUUCUUGCCCCUGAAAAGAUCCUCGGCGUACUGCCACUCGGUACUUCCAUGGACUACGAGUCCUCAGUCUCUCGCGAGAAAGGAUGCUGGGACCCAAAGACCCAACUCGGUCCCUUCUACGAAAGCUGGAGCAGUCCAACUCCCACACCCGACUUUGUCGUCCCCGAAGUCUGGCGCGGUCUAGUAUCAUCCGUAGGCUUCGGCAGUGACCCAUCCCCCGAGCUCCUCUCCUUCUGGGACGAGACGCUCAAGCAGGUAUACAGCGGCGACGAGGGCCGCAAGAAGCUCCGCAUCGCUGUAGUUAACCUUUUCGAACGGGACGGUCUUUUGCUCCGCCUCCGAGACGUCAAGUGUCCUGUUUACUGGCUCCAGGGUACUGCGGAUCCGGUCUUUGGAACGACUGUUCCAGCUGAGCAUAUCAAGCUGUUUACUUCCAGCCCUGAAGCCACGCUUGACUUUGUUGAGGGCGGUGGUCAUUACUUGAGUGCUACCAACCCCAAGGAGAUUAACGAGGCUAUUCUUAAGAUGAUUAACAAGUACGCUUAA